Platichthys flesus (European flounder) is the source of this 3403-nucleotide messenger RNA. RefSeq lists its product as uncharacterized. NCBI's taxonomy places the organism in Eukaryota, Metazoa, Chordata, Actinopteri, Pleuronectiformes, Pleuronectidae. The record is from RefSeq and is a predicted model, not a curated record. Bases 74 to 1177 code for a protein of 367 amino acids. The transcript is spliced from 7 exons.
ACUCUGACAUCGAGCAGCUGUCGAUACAAGCAGAGGAAACAGAAACAGAUUAAUGAUCUGAAGGAAUCAGAAGAUGAUUCAUCUACUUGUCCUCGCUCUGGUCCUCACAGGCUGUGAGGCUGAAAUCAAGGCGUGUACGGGAGGAUGGUUUGAACUCACCUGCGAAUACAAAAUUGGAACAUAUCAAACCAUCGACGUUGAGAUUCCCAAAAGAAAAAACGUAAAAAGCAUUAAAGUGAACACACAGGAACAGGAUGAGAAUGUUUUCUUACACCAUGAUGGAGAAAAAAAACUCCUCAGGGUGAAGGUCACAUCACUGACAUCUGAUGAUUCUGGGGUUUACAAGUGUAAGAUUCAAGAAAAAACAACCGAAGUGAAGCUGGAAGUGAAGAACGGCGACUGCCAGGAACCGCUUCUUCAAACUGUUAAAGCAACGGAUGAAACCACCAUAACAUGCAACUACCCCAAGAACAGACAAGGGUUUUUUUUCUGCAAAGAGAACGGUUCUGACUGCCUGGACGUCUUUCCAACACAUCGUACUCCAUGGUCAGAGGGAAGGUUCAGGCUGACGGAAAUCAAAAGUGGUUUCAGCGUGUCCAUCAGCGACGUGUCCUCACAGGAUGGUGGCGUCUACUGGUGUGGACACAAAUCAGCUCAUAGAAGCUACAGCAUUUCACUCAGAAAAAUAGAGCUGGAUGUUAAAAUUUCAGAGCCUCCACCAGCAACAACACCCUCCGUCCAUGAAACUACUGCAUCUGCUAAGCCUCAGGGUGGCUCUUUGUUACUGGUUAUCAUUGCAAUUGUUGCAGUGGUGUGUGCAGCCGCGCUGGUGCUUCUGGUCGUCUUGUUCAAACGAUGUGAGGGAUCAAAAAACACAACUCAGGACGAGGACCACAGCUAUGAAGAGAUAGAACUGCGCCCCCACAGGCCAGGAUCAGGAACUGCACCAAAAACCCUGUACGUCACUGCCAACUUCCCCACAAACGUUUCUGCCUCCCAUUACUCCAACAUCCUGUUUGAGAAAAGCUCUGGUGAAGUUAGUGAUAACACAUAUUCCACUGUAGGGGGAAGUGUCCUGUGUCCCACCUACUUUACUGUCAAUCAUCCUUCCAGCUUCACUGACAAGACUCUUUAUUCUACAGUCACGUUCUCCGUCAAGUCCUCACAGGAGCUUUAAAAACACAAACCUGGCUCAGACGUCAGAAAGAAACAAGAAUAUAUCCAAUAUUUUGUCAAAACCUUUGUAUAAUUAGCAGCUAAUGAAUCUAUUGAACUGUGUUUGUGUUAUUAUCAUCUGUUCUCUUCGGAAAAAUAUGAAGAAUUUGAGGAAAAACUAUGAAAACGUUAAUCAUAACAUGGAAUCAGUAUUUUUGAAAAGACCAUAUUAUAUCCUUUGUGUGUAUAUAUAUUAAUAUAAAGUGUUUAUCGUCAUGUUUUACCAGAUACCCUUAAAAACAUACUUGAUAUAUUAUAUUGUAUUGUCAAGUGGUGAAGUGUAUUUUUGUAUCAUAGAAGUACAUUUUCAGUUUUGGACAAAUCGAAAGUCUCACCCCUGUCUGCUCCCUCUGACCUCGAAGAUAGAGAGGAUCCAGAUGCUGGUGCUCUAAACAUUUGAAUAUCUUUCAUGUUUCUGUCGGCAGCAGAAGUCUCCUGAAUCACUUCCUUAAUUUUUCAUCUUUUCUCUCAUAACUGAUUUUUUGAGCCACCGGAAAAAACUGUAAUGAGAUAUUUCUUGACCUUUUGUGCCUGAAGUCUCUGACUGAACGUGUUAAUAUUUGAUCAUCUGUGAUUGAAGAAAUCACCCCGUCAUGUCUCCCUGCUGUGGCUCCUCACGCCACAAUUACAUGGUGCCAGCUGUGUGUUGAGUUGGUUUAAUUUGAAAAUUCUAAUAACACAUGUUACCCAGAGAAAUGACGUAGAAAUAUGAGCAACAGGAGCAAACAUCUCAUCUGUGAAGCAUUUCUAUGUGAAGACUUUCCUGAAACAGGAGCUGCAGCACCUCCACAGACACUUUACUGCUGCAAUACUUCACCUUGACUUCAUGGUUUUGUGCAACAGGCAGGAAAUGCAACUUGAUUCACAUCCUGUCAUCUUCUGCUGAAGUACGGCCGAUGAUGCAAUGCUGGUUAAAAAUGUCUCAUCACGACCCUCAUCUUCAUCAGCACAGAUGUUUUCAGCUCCCACUUCUCCCUCUGAAACCCCCCAGUUCACAAACCUUAUUUCACUUCAUUAAAACCCAACGAUGAUCAAUGAUGAGGUUGUUUCUCCGCAUCUGGCACAAAGUCAGUUUUUUUUUCAUUUGUCAAUUAUUUUAGGAUGAACGCCACAUUUGUUCUAAUAUGCCUAACCAAAGACAUGAUUGUGUAACUUAAUUCAUAGAAUAACAUAUUGUACACACAACUUUUAUAAAUCUGAUGGUUGUUGCUCCAAUGAUUAUUAUGGAAUUUAAUUAUUGUUGUGUUUAAUGUUUCAUUUGAAGCAACAAUGAACUCAUGCACAUCUUUUAAAUGAUUAUAGCAGUUUUUUUAGUAUGUUUAUUGAGCAUCAACAAUACAAAAUGAGGACACAAAAGAGAUACUAUUCAAUGCUCACAUUUUUCUAAAUUUUUACAAUUUACAGUACCCCCCUCCUCCCACACACCCACCCACACCUCCUUCCCAUGUAGAGGUCCCAACCCUACCUGUCUCUAGUUGAAGGGAAAGAAAAAAGAGAAACAGAAAAAAAAUGUUUAAAAAUAAAAAAUAAAAACUAGAAACAAAAGAAAAAACACAGAGCGUAAACUAAAGAAAUGCUAACAUUUUGGGAAUGUAAGUUUUAGUGGUACGUCAGCAGAACUCAGAUAUCUGACUCCUCAGGUGUAAUAACUAAUGAGUCUAUAAUGAACAACAAGGGGUUCCAGAUUUUGUCAGAUUUCCUCAGAGAGCCCUUGAGGGAAAACCUUAAUCUCUCUAACUUUAAGUUGUGUAGAACUUCCUGAACCCAUCGAGUGUGGGAUGGGGGCAAGUUGUGCUUCCAGUUCAGCAAAAUUAAGCGCCUAGCCAACAGAGUGCAAAAGGCCAUAGAAUGUCCUGCCUCAGCCAUCAAGAUGUUGUUGUGUGGGAUUCCAAAGAGGGCAGAGAGGGGAUGGCGGUCGGCCACAAAAUGGUAAGCAUUUGAAGGGUGUCGAAUAUUUUGGACCAGAAGUCUGUAAGCUUUGGACAUGACCAAACAUGUGUAUGAGAUCGGCAGGGGACUGGUUGCAUCUAUUACAGUGUCAGCUACAUUGGGAUAGGAUUUAGACUGUCUAUGAUUGGUGUAGUAAAUCCUGUGUAUGAGUUUACAUUGAAUCAGCCCAUGUCAGGCACAGACAGAAGAGUUGUUUAUUAUUUCUUUGCACAGAAGCUACUAGUGUGGAGUAUAGCAA